Messenger RNA from Colletotrichum graminicola M1.001, 528 nucleotides. RefSeq lists its product as uncharacterized. The coding region runs from base 1 to 528 and encodes 175 amino acids. The record is from RefSeq and is a predicted model, not a curated record. The transcript is spliced from 2 exons. NCBI's taxonomy places the organism in Eukaryota, Fungi, Ascomycota, Sordariomycetes, Glomerellales, Glomerellaceae.
AUGCUGAUAACAGAUGCAUUCCGUUCGUUUGUCCAAGUCUGGACUUCCGCGACUGAGUUUAUUCCUCGCGCUCGUUUUGGUUGGUCUCCAGGGCUUUCGUUGCUAAAUGCAGCCUUGGCUGACAAGCGAAAUUCAAUUUAUUUUGCCGAUGUGUUUCAGUGUGAUUCGCUCUCAUUGAGCUUUUUACGGGGAGACAAACCGGCCGUUUCUCAAACCCUGAAAUCAUACCCGUAUACCUCCAAAGAAGUCAAUUCUUUGGGGCAAACGCCUUGCCAUAUCGCCGUUGCAGUGGGCAACUUGCAGAUCUUGGAGCUCGUUCUCCUCUACAAUAGCCCAGACGCCCUCAAUACACGAGACAAAUCUGGUUUGUAUCCUAUCGACUAUGCUAUUGCCACGCAUGCACAUCAAGUCUGUGCCAAAAGCCAAGACUCUAACGCAUGCAACGGCUGCAAGGUCCUAGAGAUGGUGCUUAAUAAUGCGAAUUGUGCACUGUAUCAUCGCACUCUUCAUCGCGCCUUGUACGAGUAA